Cydia strobilella is the source of this 1601-nucleotide messenger RNA. RefSeq names its product protein-S-isoprenylcysteine O-methyltransferase (gene ste14). Gene Ontology annotation, molecular function: protein C-terminal S-isoprenylcysteine carboxyl O-methyltransferase activity. Bases 140 to 1039 code for a protein of 299 amino acids. Lineage: Eukaryota; Metazoa; Arthropoda; Insecta; Lepidoptera; Tortricidae. The transcript is spliced from 5 exons. Gene Ontology annotation, cellular component: membrane; endoplasmic reticulum. The record is from RefSeq and is a predicted model, not a curated record. Gene Ontology annotation, biological process: C-terminal protein methylation.
UUAGUCGUGAAUCGUGAUUAUCUCGUUUCGUAAAUUUUUAAUAAUAUUUUAGUAUAAAUAUGCUCUCUAAAACGUAACAAACAUAUAAAUUAUAUACUUUAUUAACACUUCAAGACAUUGCCAAAUUUAAUUUUGAACUAUGGAGUUGAUUUUAUGGAAAAAUAUUCAUCCGGCCGGAAAGCAAGCAAUUUUGUGUUUUUUAGUUUGCGCUUCUACUUUCACGAUAUCUUUUUUCUCUGGGAGCAUCCUGGGCUUCUCUUCGGAGCUGUGGGCGCUGAAGUACUGGGGCCCGGGGCUGUACUUCUGCUUAUUUAACUUCAUUCUUAGAUAUUGUUACAGGGGCUUCAUAUACGAGGUGUCCGUCAGAUCAGCAUUUCUUGGUGCGGCUUUCGCCACCGGUCUCCACAUCAGCACCUUUGACUCCGGUUGGCGAGUGUUCGGCCUCUACACCAUGGCACUGACCUUCUUCCACUUCUCGGAGUUCAUGGGGGUGGCACUGACGAACCCUCGGACGCUGUCCAUUGACUCGUUCAUAUUGAAUCAUAGUUUGCAGUAUGGGCUCGCUGCUGUGGCUAGUUGGACAGAGUGGGCUGUGGAGUAUUACUUCUUUCCUGAAAUGAAGACAUGCUUUUUGCUGUCGGCAGUAGGAUUCCUUAUGUGCAUCGGUGGCGAGCUGCUGAGGAAGUCAGCCAUGUUCACGGCCAAGACCAACUUUAAUCAUACUGUGCAGUUCGUGAAGAAAUCGGACCACGAGCUAGUGACGCACGGCGUGUACUCACUGUGUCGGCAUCCGAGCUACGUCGGCUGGUUCUAUUGGUCCAUCGGCACACAGAUCACCCUGCUAAACCCAAUCUGCGUGGUGCUAUACACCUUGGCCUCCUGGCUGUUCUUCCGCGAACGCGUCGAGGCCGAAGAACUCACGCUCCUGGCCUUUUUCGGCCCUCAGUACGAGAGAUACUGUCGGGACGUUGGGACAGGACUACCUUUCAUUAAAGGGUAUGACCCUGAUGAAGAGAAGGUAAAACAACGGAGUUAUUGAGAAAUUAUAAGAGCGUAAGUAAAUACAGAGCGUGCCAAAUAGACUUUUGAAUCACAAGGCGCUCUUUUUGUACCAAUUACUAGGUUAAAUAAUCAUCAUAACUAGCGUUAUAACAUUUAAAAUUUUCGCGUUUUGAACACAUAUUAAAUCACAUUUACAAUCGAGUCUAUCGGUAAAUAAAGGUAACAAAAUAAAUUCGCGAUAGACCCGCUCGUAAAUGUGAAUUAAUAUAACUAGCGUUGUUUUAGGGUUAGUUGCACCAACCAUAAUAAGCGGACUAAUCCACGUCACGUACGUGUAGCGAAUUGAUUAUUUCAAUUUGACAUAUUAUAUUUAUUUCAAUUUAUUUAUUGUAAUAUUAUUGAUUAUAAAUUUGCAAGCUUGCGUGCAGGCUAGAUAAUGAAUUGUAACACAGUGUAUUAUAAUCCCCAUACUGGUAUCCUGCCUUUUCGCCGAAAAUUGUAUUGCCGAAUUUCAUUUGCCAACCAACUUUUCGCUUAAGUUUCAUUUGGCCGAAUAACUUUUACCAAAUAAUUAUUUCGCAACCAUUUCAUUUCCCAAC